This is a messenger RNA of Cyclopterus lumpus (lumpfish), 2039 nucleotides long. Its product is annotated as serine/threonine-protein phosphatase 4 catalytic subunit B. The transcript is spliced from 9 exons. Gene Ontology annotation, molecular function: protein serine/threonine phosphatase activity. The record is from RefSeq and is a predicted model, not a curated record. NCBI's taxonomy places the organism in Eukaryota, Metazoa, Chordata, Actinopteri, Perciformes, Cyclopteridae. Gene Ontology annotation, biological process: double-strand break repair via homologous recombination; peptidyl-serine dephosphorylation. Gene Ontology annotation, cellular component: nucleus; cytoplasm. The coding region runs from base 405 to 1340 and encodes 311 amino acids.
AUUGGCCUGUGAACUGUUUCUCCACGCACUCAACCCCUGGUGCUGCGCCGAGCGAUGCGCGUACCCUACACCGGAAGUUCGGGUCGAGACGUUCAUGAGCACGGCAGGAGUGAACCGGCAAAGACGACAGCAGUUACCGGGGGGGGAAGAAGAGGAGCCGGUGGACCAAUUCCCUGGAAGGAAACGCGUAGAUAUGUGCUUGUCGCCUCUCUGAUCUCAUCCACGUCCCGUGUCUUAUUCUGACCAUCCCGACUAGAGGCGGCCGUCCAGCCGUUAGAGGGCCCUGACUAGUGUCCUGGUGUGUUGCGGCUGUUCGCUCCGUCGCCCGGGGAAGAGAGAGACGGUUCUUGUGCUGACCCCGGCGUGUGCGUGUGUGACCAUAUUGUGCGUGAGCAGCUCUCCCUAUGUGUGUCACAAUGGGGGACAUCAGUGACCUGGACCGACAGAUAGAGCAGCUCAGACGCUGUGAGCUCAUCAAAGAAAACGAAGUCAAAGCACUGUGCGCCAAAGCCAGAGAGAUUUUGGUUGAAGAAAGCAAUGUUCAGAGAGUAGACUCUCCCGUCACGGUGUGUGGUGAUAUACAUGGUCAGUUCUAUGACUUGAAGGAGCUGUUUAGAGUGGGUGGCGACGUCCCGGAGACAAAUUACCUCUUCAUGGGCGACUUUGUGGACCGAGGCUUCUACAGUGUCGAGACAUUCCUGCUUUUGCUAGCUCUUAAGGUACGUUAUCCGGACAGGAUAACCCUGAUCCGGGGAAACCACGAGUCCCGCCAAAUCACCCAGGUCUACGGCUUUUACGACGAGUGCCUCCGCAAGUACGGCUCUGUCACAGUGUGGCGGUACUGCACAGAGAUAUUCGACUACCUGUCCCUCUCCGCUAUCAUCGACGGCAAGAUCUUCUGCGUGCACGGCGGCUUGUCUCCCUCCAUCCAGACACUGGACCAGAUCCGGACCAUUGACAGAAAACAGGAAGUUCCCCAUGACGGCCCCAUGUGUGACCUCCUGUGGUCGGACCCUGAAGACACCACAGGGUGGGGGGUGAGUCCCAGGGGUGCCGGCUACUUGUUCGGCAGCGACGUGGUGGCGCAGUUCAACGCCGCCAACGACAUCCACAUGAUCUGUCGAGCGCACCAGCUGGUCAUGGAGGGCUACAAGUGGCAUUUCAACGAGACGGUUCUCACUGUGUGGUCGGCACCCAACUACUGCUACAGGUGCGGCAAUGUGGCGGCCAUUUUGGAGCUGGACGAGCAUCUACAGCGGGAGUUCAUCAUAUUUGAGGCAGCACCGCAGGAGACCAGAGGCAUCCCCUCCAAGAAGCCAGUAGCUGACUAUUUCCUGUGAAGUCUCUACGAGUGGACAGCCACGAUGUGUCGAAGGGAAAAAGAACCAACCUCUGGUACCAUUUCACACCGGCCGCAGCCCUCCAUCCCCUGUCGGACUGAACUCAGAGCAGUUAGACACAAACAAAAUCCCGCCAAACAAAAACCCCUCCCUGGCCUUCAGCUCAGGGGAGCUGGGUUUUACUGCGCUGCUCGGAGGGGUCACUGAAGGGCGUCGGGGCGAGGUGGACACUGGGCCUCAUGACUGUCACUUCUCCUCCAUCGUUUCCUUUCUCCCAUCUGCCUCUUUUUCCAUUUCUCCUUUCACCCGCUGUAGAUACGACACUCUCCCUCCUCGACCUGAGCUUCACCACUCAUGUAGUGUUUUUUUAAUUUUUUUUUUAUGACAAACAUUGUCAUUUAGUUUUUAGAAGUGUCUGAAAGAGGGUUUCUUUUAUUAUUUUUCUUUUGUUUUUAAAUAUUUGCAGGUGUAGGAAGUGAAACAAUCGUAUAAUUUCAAGGGAAACGUUGCUGCUUUUCAACCAGCCUAUGUGUAAUGGUUGGGGGUGUGGAACUGAUCACACACACACGCACACACAGCUGGUUGAAAAUUGGUAAUGUGUCCCUUGAGGAAUUCCUUCAAAGCAUAUAUUUUCUUUGUUUUUGAUUUUUGUAUAAUUGUUGCUGCCAGGAUUAAAUGCAAGAUGACGUUAUCCCCCUU